AUGUGUAUCAUGAAAACCUACGAAACACGCGGCCCAGGCGUCAUGGAUCCCCCUCCCCGCCGGGGAAACUACACAUCCCACCCACCAGCAGGCGUAGUGCGUCUCCCGCGCGACUGGCGGCGCUCAGCAUCAUACAGCGAUGAGGGACGAAGAUCUCAACCAAGGGUGAUUGAAUAUUAUGAGGAGCCGCGAGCAAGCAGGCGGAGUGUUAGUAGGACGAGGAGGGUGAGCGAUUUCAGAAGGAGCGAUGUGAGGAGGAGCGAUUUGGAGUUUCGCGAGCCGAGGAGGAGUACGGGGUAUGUGGAUGAGAGGGAGGUUCGGAGGGAGGUUAGUCGGACGCGGUACUGA
Messenger RNA from Macroventuria anomochaeta, 348 nucleotides. RefSeq lists its product as uncharacterized. The coding region runs from base 1 to 348 and encodes 115 amino acids. NCBI's taxonomy places the organism in Eukaryota, Fungi, Ascomycota, Dothideomycetes, Pleosporales, Didymellaceae. The record is from RefSeq and is a predicted model, not a curated record. The transcript is spliced from 2 exons.